AUGGCGAGCGUGUUCAAACGCGGCGUCAAGGCGACGCACGCGCCGAGAGGAGAGAAUGCGUCGGACGCGGGUGAACGGCGACGGGAACAGCGAGACGUUCGCCUCGACGCCGCGCUCCGCGCGUGGACGACGCGACGCGGGAGCCACGAGAGUAACGUCUCGGUCGCGAUCUGGCGGCGGGAGCGGUCGAUGGCGGAGGUGAUUCGAUCGAGGGGACGGCAAUUGCAACGCGUCGGGACGGCGCGCGGGAACGCGACGUGGUUAUUCGCGGAGGAGUGUGCGUUUUUAUGCGAGACGGAACGCCUGGCGUUGUUCUUUGAUGAACGAGAGGAGGAAUGCGCGAGCGUACGGGCGGUGUACGCGCUGAUGGCGCGAACGGGGGUGGGGUGGGAGGAGUACUUGGCGUACGCGCACCUACGCCGGUUGGGAUACGGAUGUCGACGGUUCGGGAGCGCGUGGACGGUGGACGCGAGAUCUUCGGACGAUUGGGCCAAGGAGACGGGCGGAAUAGGAAGGUGGGGGGAUGGGGAAAACGGUGACGGGGUGAAAACGGGGGAGGUUGAGGUUGAGCCGAUCGCGGAGCCGCCGGUGAAGCGGCGGCGCGUCGAGGAAACGCGAAAGAAACAGCGCGAUUUACCGAGUCGACGCUGGUGGCUCGCCGCCGGAGACGACGCGCACGAUUGGAUCGGCCCGGAGAUUGACGCCGCGGCGCGCGCUCGAACGGAAUCGCACGCGUUGGAGUACGACGAAUCACCGGUGGAGGCGCGGUUGACGUUUCAGGUGUACCAACCGAAUAGACAUUUUAGCAAAAAGUCACCCGAUCCGGUGAGCUUUUAUGUGUACGUGUGCUCCGAUCGUCCGCCGACGGGACGCGAGGCGCGAGCGCUGUUAGAUCAGGCCCAGGGUAAGCCCGUGCGCGUGGUGAGCUGCAGACAAUCGACGGUGAUGAUGUUCACGAUUGCGGGUGGGUGA
This is a messenger RNA of Ostreococcus tauri, 972 nucleotides long. RefSeq names its product tRNA-splicing endonuclease, subunit Sen54. The transcript has a single exon. Gene Ontology annotation, cellular component: tRNA-intron endonuclease complex. Gene Ontology annotation, biological process: tRNA-type intron splice site recognition and cleavage. The record is from RefSeq and is a predicted model, not a curated record. Bases 1 to 972 code for a protein of 323 amino acids. Lineage: Eukaryota; Viridiplantae; Chlorophyta; Mamiellophyceae; Mamiellales; Bathycoccaceae.